UAAGACUAGGACCAGGAAAAUUAUAAUUCCGCUUUUAUUACUGAUUUAAAGGAGCUAUUAUAUUUAAUUUUGUGUCAGAUAUUAUGUCAAGUUUUAAAAUUGUGUUGUGCAUCGUGCUGGUGGUCGUGGUGAGCGCGCAACAUCAGCGCAAGUUCCCUCCUGGGUUCAAGUUCGGUGCAGCCACUGCGGCCUACCAGAUAGAGGGAGGAUGGAAUGUUGAUGGUAAGGGCAUGAGCAUCUGGGACACUCGGUUUCGUGGCAACUCGUCGUCCAGCUUCGCGAUCGACGGCAGCACCGGCGACGUGGCCUGCGACAGCUACCACCAGUGGCGGCGCGACGUCGACAUGGCGCAGGAGCUAGGCCUGCAUCACUACCGUUUCUCAGUCUCCUGGUCUCGUAUCCUGCCAACGGGGUUCCCGAACAGGAUCAGCAAGGCCGGCACCAAAUACUACAAUAACAUAAUUAACAGUCUCCUGGCGAGGGGGAUAGAGCCGAUGAUCACCAUCUACCACUUCGACUUGCCGCAGUCCAUUCAGGAUCUGGGAGGUUGGACGAAUCCUCUGAUAGAGCAGUGGUUCGGGGACUACGCGAACGUGGUAUUCGCCCUGUUCAGUGACCGCGUUAAAUACUGGAUCACCAUCAACGAGCCGCUGGUGGUGUGCGACUACAUCUACAAUACCGGCGAGUUCCUCCCGCAGAUCGUGGAGCACGAGCGGGCCGUGUACAUAUGCAAUAAAAACCUGCUGAUGGCUCACGCGAGAGCGUGGAGGAUAUACGACACGAAGUUCCGAAAUAAGUAUAAUGGUAAAGUGUCAAUAGCUAUAAAUCCGUUUUGGAUAGAACCCGCGACUGAGGACGACAAAGAGUUAGCAGUACUUGCGAGAGAGUUUGGGGCUGGAAGAUAUUCCCAUCCUAUAUAUUCCAAAGAUGGUGGUUGGCCACCGAUGGUUGAACAACACAUGCUGAAAUACAGUCGAGAGAAAGGAUACUCACACUCAAUAUUGCCAGCCUUCACAGAUCGGGAAAGAAAAUUCGUACAAGGCACUUCGGACUUCUACAGCCUGAACCACUACACGAGCAAGAUGAUCCGGCCGGCCCGGCCCGGGGAGACUCCCGGAGAGUGGUUCUUCACCGGCAGCCGGGAGCUCAAUGCCGUUCUGGAGAAUGACCCCAAGUGGAAGGCCAGCCCGAUAAGAGUACUAGCAGUUGUGCCCAAAGGACUCCGGCGUCAAGUGGCCUGGUUGAACCAGCACUACGGGAACCUCUCUAUCCUCAUCUCCGAGAACGGCUUCGGCACGUACAGCCCGCAGCUGUACGACGAAGACCGAAUAGAAUUCAUCCGAGAUUACUUGGAUCAGCUUUUGGUGGCCAUAGAGGAAGACGGUGCUAACAUCUUCGCUUACACUGUGUGGUCGCUCAUGGAUAACUACGAAUGGAAUUUAGGGUAUAGGAUGAAGUACGGCCUGUACCGGGUGGACUUCAACGACCCGGAGCGGCGCCGCACCCCCCGCGCCUCCGCCUUCUUCUACCGUGACGUCAUCAAGCACCACGCACUCAACGUGACGUCAACGGAGCGCCUCCGACGUCACUACCGCCCCCUGGUGGUGAACGCUGCGGCUGUCACGGCUGUGGUGCAUUCAAUGUGGUUGAUAGUCGCACUGGUUUUGAUGCAGUUGCAAUGAAAAAUAGUGAUAGAGUCUGGAUGAAUGGGACUUACUUAAUAGUUACUACUUACCGAUAUAUUGUAUAACAGCGAGACCCCAAAUGCUAUUUUUAAACGUGGAGAUUGUUUGCCUCAAAACCUGGACUGGUACUAGCUAUUCAGCUUUUCUGCUGCCAGAAUAAUUCUGUAGCUAUAAGAAGUACUGUUUA
Messenger RNA from Aricia agestis (brown argus), 1872 nucleotides. RefSeq names its product myrosinase 1-like. The transcript is spliced from 11 exons. Gene Ontology annotation, biological process: carbohydrate metabolic process. The record is from RefSeq and is a predicted model, not a curated record. Lineage: Eukaryota; Metazoa; Arthropoda; Insecta; Lepidoptera; Lycaenidae. Gene Ontology annotation, molecular function: beta-glucosidase activity. The coding region runs from base 84 to 1682 and encodes 532 amino acids.